AUGGAAGCCAACCCGUUCGACUCUCCUGCUCAUUCCUCAAACUCACUCGCCGGGAAUAAUGCACAACACAAACGAAGAGCCUCCUCUUCCGACAUCAGCUCCCUCUACUCACUUCGCAAGAAGAUGAACGCCAUGACACCGAAGCGGCCUUGCAAGAAGAUGCACAUCGCGCCGAUGCCACCCGUCCCGAAGCGGGUGUACACGGUGGACUCUGCCGACUUCAAGGCUGUCGUCCAGGAGCUGACUGGCGCACCCGCAAUGGCCGCGGCGCCGGCACCGGCACCAGCACCUCCCAGCAUACUUCCUGGUGCCAACUGCCGUCUCGCCGCAGCAGCGACCCCUCCAAAUGAUGAAGAUGAUCACAUGAGCAGGCCUUUUUCUGCUGUGAAUCCAGGUUUGAUGUCCGAAGCAUGGAUGGAAUAUGCAAGUGAAGAUUCUCACGAAGUAUCAACAGAUCAGAGCUCCGGGACAGCUAAUAGCGAUCCGUUUGGGUUUAGUGCUGUGGCUUCUAGUCAUGGUUGGUGUUCGGUUGAUUACCACGUUCUGAGUCCUGGGACUAUGGCGAGUUUCGACCCAAUAAACUCAGUCCUCUAUAAUUAG
Messenger RNA from Syzygium oleosum, 600 nucleotides. RefSeq lists its product as uncharacterized. NCBI's taxonomy places the organism in Eukaryota, Viridiplantae, Streptophyta, Magnoliopsida, Myrtales, Myrtaceae. The record is from RefSeq and is a predicted model, not a curated record. The transcript has a single exon. The coding region runs from base 1 to 600 and encodes 199 amino acids.